CAUGUGAACUUAACUGCUGCGCCAUGGGGCCGGCCCCACCUGCUUUUGUAAAUAAAGUUUUUUUGGAACACAGCUAUAUGCUUGUUCAUUACGUCUGUGGCUUCUUUCAUUCCACGAUGACCCACAAAGCAUAAAGUAUUGACCGUCUGGCUCUUUCCAGAGAAGGUCCCUGGUCUGGAACUAAUUUUUCCCCACUCUUGAGGCCAUACUUUUCUGAGUACUCAACCCGAUGCCCUUGUAUAUUAUGAGAUUUCUCUGCUUUGGCUGUUCAGUCCCUGGGCUCCUCUCUCUCCUCCAAUUCUCUACCCUGCACAUUCUAGCUUCCUUCCCCUCCCCAGUGCUAAACUGUCUCCUCAACUCAGGGGGACCCCCGAACUCUGCUGGCCUUCCCCCUCCCUGCCCUGCCACUGGGAAAUUCUCCCAGCAGUUAGCAGGCACGAUCCUAGACCCCACCUUGUCUGCGUUUCCUCUCUCAGGGAUUCCUGUCCUGUGCUGCCUGUGGCCCAAUGAUGAGAAAUCAUGGCUUCGUAUAUUUUUUCCAGUUUCUUGGUUGUUGAAGGCGGCUGGUUAACCUGGCCCCUCUUCCUCCGUCAUGACUGGAAGCACGAGUGCUUCUUUUAUCACUAUUAUUUUGCGUUUGUGAGGGUACUUUGGGAAGAUGGCAUCCUGGGAGAGGCGCUGUGGGAUCAGAGACUGCAUUUUAAUGCUGUUACCCACGGGCCCUUGUAAAGGCUGUGCCACUGUCUGCUUUGGAGACUCUCAUUCUGGUAGCAAGGGUUGUGGGGACAGAGGAGGGUAUGAAGCGGCUUUGAGCUCCAUGAAGUGCAGAGCGUAUGCCAAGGGUUAGGCUUCUUAAGAAAGAACUUCUCCUACAUGUUCCUCUUUGAUUUGGGUCUCUGGUGGGCGUUUUGCUCUGCCGGGCUAUCCUCAGGCUGGGCGUUUCCUUAGCAAGUGGGGGUGCCUGCGACUUUCUUCUCUUAGGCUGCUGCUUUCUUUCCUGACAUCUGUUGAGUACCUACAAGUGCUAAAUCACGUCCGAAGGGCUUCAUGUACUCUUUGUGAUAUAACUUAAUUCUCCACCACAACCUUGGGAGCUUGGGGUGAAAUGGACACUGAGAGAGGUCGUGUGGCUUGCCCAAGGUCACGCUGAUUCCCAGCAAAGCGAGGACUCCCUCUCACUUUAAACCAGAUCUGCCAGUUCAUACAACAGACCAUCCAUUUGAGUCAAGACCCCUUCGGUUGCAAGUGACAGAAACUCAUCUCAACCUUCCUUACGCCAAAAGGGCCACUGAUGGGCAUAGCUACUGAGAAACCCAGCACUGGGCCAGAUACAUAGAUGAGGUUAUCCGAAAUGUGUUGCUCUCCAUCUCUCCGCUCUCGUCUCCUGGUGUCGACGUAGCCUUCAGGUAGGCCCUCCCCAGGUGUUGGCAGGAAUGGCUGUAGCAUCGCCAGACUUAGUUCUCCCCUCAGUGGAGUAGUCCCCGUGAAAAGAGAGCAUCUGUUUUCCAAGGCUUUCAACCAAAGUCCCAAGGAAGGCUCCCGUCGGCCCAGCUUGGGUCACAGGCUCAUCCCUGAGCCAGCCACAGUGCCAGGAGGGUGUGUUGUUCUGACCGGAUGUCCCUGGGUCAUUUGAUUCUUCUCCUGGAGUGGGGGGCUGGGGAUGGCCCGUGAAACCACUUAGAUUGUGGGUUCGUGAAAGGACAGGAGAGUUCUGUACUGGAAGAAUGGAUGCUGAAGAGGCCGAAACAAAACAGUGUCCACCACACCCCUCUGGUGUUUGCAAGCAGGCUGGGCCACUCUGGCCCCCGGAGCUCCAUCCUUCCUGGGGCUCUUGGGUCUGUUUGGCACCUGCUCCUCAUCCCACCCUCCCAGGUUCCGGCCAUGGGCUGUUCGCUCUCACCAUCUCAGGUGAGGUUUCCUGGCUAUCGCUCCUUCUGGCCCAGAACUGAACCACGUUGACAGUGAGCAGGUUGGAGGAGAUGUCCGUGCUGGAGCCCCACUUCUUCAGCCCCGGGGUGGGGUGAGCCGUUCCGGAGAGGAUAAAGCUGGAAGAGCAGAGGGAUUGGGCACGCGUGCGUGUGUGUGUGUGUGUGUUGGGGGUGUUGCAUGUCGAGAGAAGCCCACUGGGCUGUGCCCAUUCCAUUUCUGAGGCUACUGAACAGGAGGCCCCACAAGGCCGAGCCUCACCCCUAACUAGCACCAGGAAACAAGGGCCCAGCAAUUUGGGGACACCGCCAAACCUAUUUCAUCCUUAGUAGAUGAGCACUUUUCUGAAAGGGCCUCCUGCAGCAGAGCAGCUGGCACGUGCACACCUCAUCCUCAGACCUGCUGUUUCUGGAUCUCAGGGGCGGGGGGAGGGCGAGAAUCUGCGAUUUUAACAAACUCCCCCAGCAAUGCUUCCACACCCUGGCCGGCAACAACCUCGCUCAGGGAACUGUCCUGGGAUUUGCUGAGUUUUCCUUAGCUAGAUCUUUCUUUAAAGGAUUCUCCCUUCUCCUGACGGAACUGUCUGACUCGUUUAUCCAGUUCCCAGGGUUUCCGUCCUUCAGACUUGAACUGCUCCUUUUGGAAUAAAGGAGACGUCACUGUGCUUGGGAGCAAGUCCGAAGUGUGGGAUCCCCUUCUGAAGAGGUUGGCAGUGUUAUUUUCCAUCUAGCACUUUCUGUGUCUCGAGACAUUCCUUAGAAAUAACGUGAAAAGGAUAACGCACAGUGUGUCUACAUUUCUUACUGAGAAACACUGACGCCUAAAAAGCCAGUGACGCAUCAGGAUUGGUGGUGAGAACUGGGAGGUGCUGAUGGGUCAAACGAAUGGAGCUUUUGGCUUGGAAAAGCUCGGUGACUAAUAGGACACCACAUGUCGUCUGUUCCUAAGUUAAGACCCUAAACUUUUGUAGAGAAAAACCGUUUUUACCCACUACAAGAUUUUAAAAAUCUUUUUAGCCAAAGAUCGCUUUCACAAAUGAAGUCUUACAUGGGAGCUCAGUAUAUUAAAUAGAUAAAAGUGAUUUUUUUACAUGGGGAGGAAGGGCCACAUUAUGACUUUGACCUUAGGCACUUUUGCCUUUGUGAGCUCUUUCCUUCAUUAAAAAAUAUUAAAAAUUAUACUUUAUGACUGCAUUGGUAUAAAGAUGAGUAUAUUAAUAUUAUAUGUUAAACAUUUUUUCUGACCUAAAAGUUCAGUUUCUUUAUUCUGAUUUUAAAAGAAACUAAGCAUUUCUGUGGGCCCCAAAAAGUAGGUGGGCCCUGGACCCUGUGGCUCUGAUGCCUGACAGGUCGGUCCACCCUGAGGAGACAGGUCCUCACCUGCCGGGCCUCUCCCAGGGUGGCCCCUGAAGCAGGCUGGAGGAGUGGAACCCGAUUUGAAGACCUCAUCAGCCUUAUCUCUCGUCACUAUCAGACACUGGUCUGCCUCCCUGGGGAAGAAUCAUAAGAUAACACAAUAAGGAUGGAAUGUCAAAGUCAUUCUCCUCCUCCACCCUGAAAACCCGGGUCUUGUUCUUUAAUUUUGUAAGUGUCAUUUCUGCCAGGAGAUCGUCUGUCCAGCCUCUGCUUGAAUCCCUCUAGGGACAGGGAGCUCAUUACUAUGUUUGGGUUCUCUUUUCUGGUCCCGUUCUGUAGGACUUAAUGGUACCCAGCCAGCCCCUGGGCAAUCACCAUUUAUCUCCUAAGCUGGUGACUCCUGUAGCGCCCAAGCCACUGCUGAGCUGGGAUACGAGUCAGGAGUCUGGGGUUUGAGGCGCGUUUCUGCCCCUCUGCUGCUGUGUGACCUGAGCAAGGGCACUCUCCCUCUCUGAGUUUGAGGUGCUCUAUUUGGGAAAAGAGUAGGUUGGAUGUGAUGGUCCUUGUACGUAGCACAGUUGUGUGAUGCUAAAGGGAGAUCAAGGCUUGUCCUGAGCAGGUGGUACCCACAGCCUGGGUUAUUCUGGGAUGUGGAGAGCCUGUUGGCUCUAGCUUGGAGGUCAGGGACCAGAGGCCCUGUGUGUCUCUGUCCCCCUGCGUCCGGGUGGGGCGCUGUUACAGGCCUUGACAACAGGUAUGGAGAAAAUGCAGGAUGAGGCAGGGGAAGGGUCAGGUGGCUCAGGGUCAUCGCUCCGUUUGUUGUCCCCCACUCAGCUUCUGAUGGACUUCUCCUGAGAUUUGGGAAAACUUGGCCAUCCCAGGCCCGGUGGACAGCCAUCCAGUGCGCUUGUGGGGCCGUGUGCUUGCUCACUCUGGUUUGGGGAGAGGGGGGAUGAGUAUGGUGACAUGCUUUCCUCUCUGGGGAAAGCCUGGGCUUGCUUAGCGAUGAGCAGGAGCUCAGCACAGUGGCAAUGUCCCUGCCCUUUCCCCCUGCCGUCCUAGCCCCUGGUGCUUGGGCGAGGGGAUGCUCCCAUCUCAUCCUGUACCCUGCCCCACCCCGUCCCUGCCAUCCUAGAUGGCUCUCCCAUGAGUUCCCGCAGCCUCACUUGUUCUGUACUGUCCCUCCUGCCAGGCAGUUGGUGCAGUGGCUUCCCAGACCACAGAAAGAGAGCAGAGUGUGGGUUGAGUCCCCGUCCUGCCCGGCCAGCUCUAAUCCACGCCUGCUGUCUGCCCUCCCCUUUGUAACUAUUGAUUCCUGCCACGUCCGCUCACCACGAGCCAGCUGGGGUGGACUGGCCACCCGAGCGCCAGUUCAGGGGUUUAGGAGUUCCUGGAAACAGUGACAUAUUACUGGCCUGAUGAGUGUGUCCCUGCCAGCCAGGUGUGUGCAGGAGAAAGCGUGAGUGUGUGAGGUGCCGCACAGGACGUCUUCGUGGGCACCGGGUGAAUUUCCUUUCUCUUGGGACUGGCUCCUCAGGGUUGAUUUCUCUCCUCACCAUUACGUUUUUACUUAAAUAAUUUGUCCACAUACAUGCCAGGGAAAAACUUGGUUUCGUAGAGUGGUUCAUCUGAAACCACUUCUGUCCAUCCACCCAACCCUUCCUCCCUGCAGACCUACUGUGCGCAGGGCCCGUCCUGUCCCAGCCCGCGGGGAGCUCCCAGGCUAGCCUGAGAGCUAAGCAGCCCAAAUGCUGGGUGCAUUCCAGUUAUCGUGGAACUUUCUGCUUUCCAGACAGUGUCUUCUCACAGAAUCUGUUUUGUGUAAAACAAAGUUUGUUUUACUUCAUUAUGAAAAGUAGCAAAUGCUCUUUAUAGAAAAAGUUGGAAAACACAAAAGUAUGAGGAAGAGAGAGAAUCACCCCUCGAUCUCUAUCAGAAGCUCGCACCGUUGACAUUUGGAUCUUUUUCCCUUGUAAUUAUUGUUUUUUUCUUUUUUUAACCAAUGGGUGCAAUAGAUGCAGUUUCUCCUCUGCUUGGGAAAAAACCCUCCACAUUCUAAAAUUAGUGAUGCCCAAUUUUGUUGGAAACCCUGCGGUUUUGGCUGUGUGGUGUUCCCUGAAGUGGCUGUAGCCUAGUUUACCCAGCAAUGCCCUGUUUGGGGGAUAUUCGUCUAUUUCUGGAUUUUCCCUGUUAUAAAUGAUGCUGUGAAGUGUAUCUUGUAAGUGAGUUGGUUUUCAUGUCUUGGAUUGUUUCCCAGACUUUUUCAUCUAGAAGGAAUCUCAGUGAUCACCCAGACCACUUCCUCUCUGACUCCAGCGUGUGUAAGCAUCACCCGGUUCUCGGGGCCUCACCCCAGAGGUUCUGAGUCAGUGGGUGAGGUUGGUGCCCGAGAGGCUGCAUUCUGACAAGCUCCCAGGCGGUCCUGAUGCUGCCGGUGCGUGGACCAACUUUGAGUGGCAUGCACCAGCCUCUCCUUUAUGGUAAGGCGAGUUCAGGCUAGGGAGACGGGAGAGUAGGUGGUCAUUGCCUGGUCCAGCCCAAUGGGCAGUCCCGUGCUGGGACACCGACCCCCAACCCUUGCUGCCCUGUCACCUGGGGAACCUGCAGGAGAAGACAGCAUUCAGCCACACAAGGGCAUCUCCUCCCUGUUCGUGUUAUUAGGAUGGGAUUCUAGCCACCCAGGACAGGCAGAUGCCAGGUGUGGACACGUGCUGGUGUUGGGGUACGCGUAGGACUGGGCUAAGAGCUGGCUUAGGGAAGACACUGGCGGAGACUCUGGUGAAUUGUCUUAAGUGGCAGCGAGCGACAGCCUCUCUAGGAUGCAAAGGGUUAAACAGGCGGCUGGCACAGCCUCCCCGGAGCCAAAGGGGGAACUCAGGAGUAAGUCGUGACUGCCUAAUUAAUUCAAUUAAACUACUUUAUAAGCUCCGCUGGUGUCACUAAAUUGUUAAAGUCUAUUAAAAAAUCAGUGGAACGUGAUGAGGGUUUGGAGACGUCGCACCACCUUCCUGGAGUUCUUCUCUCGUCCUCCUCCCCCGCCGGGGUGGGGUACCCUGAAGGAGGGACGCACGGGGUCGGAGGCCCUCUCUGCAGCCCCCGCCAACCUGCUGUGUGUGCUGAGCCGUAUCCCACGCCCCUUGGGCCUCGGUUUCCCCAUCUGUACAGUUAAAUUAUGGACUGGCUUUUGAACACCCCUUCAGCACCAGAGUUCGUUAGCCUUUUCUAGUCCCUUCUGGUCAGAGGCAGCUGUUACUGCAGAUGCCAUCGGGUCUCUGUCCUUCCUUCAUGUCACGUUCAUCUGGGCAGUUUCCAGGGUGACAGGGCGACCCAAAGGCUGAGGUGGCAGCUCUGAAGAGAGCGGUGUGAGCAGAGUGGGUUUCACCUGACACCUGUGCCGUUUACCCAGCACCUGUGCCGGGUGAAGGGGGCUGCUGCAGGGUCGCAUUCAGGACCCCCCGAAGCUGGGCGUGGUGUCCCCCACUGUGACAGGUGAGGCUGCCGGGUCCCAAGCGACCUGUCCAGGAGUAAGUGGUCGAGUUGAGAUUUGAAUUCAGAGCGGCCGUGUCUCCAAGACUCAGUGGCUGCCUGCUUUCUUCUGCACAUGUAUUUAAAUAAACCCACAUCCCCCAGCCAAACCCUACGGUGUGCAACACUGCAGUCACGGGAAAGCAAACACCAGAAAUGUUCUUCCUCUCUAGCCAGUAUCCAGACACGAAACCUGAAAGAGAGCGUGACAGCCCUGUCCCUGGAGGUACGUGAGCAAGAGUUGACUGACCCCUCAGGCCUCCUAGAACCAAGAUCCUGCAGCUCUGGGCCUGGCUCGUGGUUUAUACCUUUGCAGCGGUUUGUGCUAAGAGCAGGCUGGGAGUCGGCAGGAAUCGCUCCCUGGUGCUUGGAUAUUGGGGUGACUGUCUUGUCUUCUCUGUCAGAUCAGAUCUCAGGUGGUGCUGGUCUCAAGGGAGGGUGCCUGUGGUCCUGGGCUUGAGGGCAGCCUCGGUCACUAAUUAAUAGCUGUGGCUCUUAGGCAAGGCCCUUCCUCUCUGAAUCCUAGAGAUUUAGGCUUGCUCCCUCAUCCGUGAAAGGUGGCUGCUGCGGAGUAUGCCCCCUGGGUAGUCCGAAGGGGGAGGACGAGUUUAGGGCGAGGUAAACCUGUGAAAGGUGUGUACUCUUGUCUUAGAGAUUCACAGCAGCCAUGGGACCUUUAAAGGCUCUGAAAAGUCCUGCAGUAAAGAAAGAUGAACUUUGUUUGCCCGGCCACUCUUUCGCUCUUCAAGCGCGUCUUUUGUUAAUGCCCUGCUGGCUAAGGUGAAUAGACAGAAACACUUAAAUAUUACCCUGGCACAGAGCUGCUUUUAAGGAGCUUUCUUCUCUGGUUCUUUUUGUUAGGAGAACACCUUUUCUGUAAAUGGGGUGACUAGCCCUUACCAAGGCGGUGUCUGCAUCCCGAGUUGGGUUUUCUUAAACCAGAGUCCCUGUGGGUGCUAGGAUCCCAGAGGCCUGCCGAGGUCCAGGAGCCGGGCUCUCCAGACCUGGCAGAGAAUCCCACUCCCCUUGGGCUUCCCUUUGCGAGCCUCCUCUGUAGAACCAGCUUGUGUGGGGGAGCCCGCCUGCCCCCCCUCACCCCACAAGCCAGAGGCACCCGGGGUGGGGCUUGGAAGUUGCCUAAAACGUGUCCCCCCAGAUCCCGGUCAUUUGGAGCUGCCCGUUUCCGAAUUUGUGAACUGCGCCUGACCUUUUCAAAAGAAGCUUUGCUAAGGAAAAGGCUAGUGUAAACAAGAUCUUAGGGGGAAGAACUCUAAGGGGUGUAAGGAAUCCGUCUAUUUUUAAGCCUUUUGAAAGCUCCUGUUAGAAUGUAAACACUAUGCUAAUUAUAAAAACACCUUUUCUGUUCAAACUGGGGUAAACAAGACGGGGGGCUGGGCGGAGAAGGGGAGGAGGGUUUGAACAGAGAUGAAGCAUUGUGUGGCCACAAUAAUUGAUUUAGUUGCUCAUCUUUAAAAAUUCAGAUUUCCCACUUGUUUGCACAACCUGCAUACCCGGGCAGCGGUGCACAUAUGCUCCCACCGACAACAGUGGGCAGGAACCGGUGGACCGGGCUUGUCUUGCCAGCUCUGGACCCCAGCCUGGUUUUCUUGUGGGCGUUCCCUGCACGGCCCCUGCCCCACUGAAAUGUGCACCCUGCGUUUCUGAGAACAGUUUCCCUCCAUGUUUGCAGUGCACAGUUAGCAUGUAAUUGCUCAUUUCCUCUCCGUGAACCACAGAGGAAGUCCUCUGCUUUGCUCAGCAAAACUUUCAAAGAGAAACAGUCGGCGUCAACCAGCCAUUAUUUGUUGAGCAUCUAUUAUACAUCGGGCUCUGUGCGAGGUCCGGAGAUUUUGUGUUGAGAAACCCGCCUCCCUGCCUCCCCUGAGCUUGCCGCCUGCUGCCACACUGGCCACCGUGGAGUGCCAUGGAUGCCCCGGCUCACCCAGAGCUGCUGCCCUGCCUGCCCUGGGCUGAAUGGGGGCAGGGCGUUCUGACAGGCUGGAUGUGGUCCUUGCCCUGCCAUUGUCAGGGAGAUGAGACAAAGGGCGAGGCGAACUCCCGAGGAGUCCGGCUGUUGGCUCUCUUUGACCUUGAGGAUGCUGAGGCUGACGGAGCCAGUGCAGCUGGAAGGAAAAGCACAGCGAGCAGGGAGCGCUUGAAGCGCAGCCAGAAGAGCACCAAGGUGGAGGGGCCAGAGCCCGUGCCAGCCGAGGCCUCGCUGAGUGCCGAGCAGGGGACGAUGACGGAGGUGAAGGUGAAGACGGAGCUGCCCGACGACUACAUCCAGGAGGUGAUCUGGCAGGGCGAGGCCAAGGAGGAGAAGAAGGCGGUCAGCAAGGAUGGCACCAGCGACGUGCCCGCCGAGAUCUGCGUGGUGAUCGGCGGCGUCCGCAACCAGCAGACCCUUGGGUCCUAUGAGUGUGGAAUCUGCGGCAAGAAAUACAAGUAUUACAACUGUUUCCAGACCCACGUACGGGCACACCGAGACACCGAAGCCACCUCAGGGGAGGGAGCCUCCCAAGGCAACAAUUUCAGGUACACGUGUGACAUCUGUGGGAAGAAGUACAAAUACUAUAGUUGUUUCCAGGAGCACCGGGACCUGCACGCCGUGGACGUGUUCAGUGUGGAAGGGGCCCCCGAGAAUCGGGCAGACCCCUUCGACCAAGGUGUCGUGGCCACUGACGAGGUGAAGGAGGAACCCCCGGAACCAUUCCAGAAAAUCGGGCCAAUGAACAAUAUUACAUCAGACAUUUUUAAGAAGAAAGAAGUUAGGCAGUGCCAAAGGAGAGAAACCGGCAAUUACACCUGUGAAUUCUGUGGAAAGCAGUACAAGUACUACACGCCCUACCAGGAACAUGUGGCCUUACACGCCCCCAUCAGUACCGCCCCCGGGUGGGAGCCGCCGGACGAUCCAGACACGGGCUCUGAGUGUUCACAUCCAGAGGUCUCCCCAUCUCCGCGCUUCGUGGCGGCGAAGACCCAGACGAACCAGUCGGGGAAAAAGGCUCCGGCCUCCGUGGUCCGAUGCGCCACCCUCUUACACCGCACCCCUCCAGCCACCCAAACCCAGACGUUCCGCACGCCAAACUCGGGAUCUCCGGCAAGCAAGGCGACUGCAGCAGAAAGCGCGUUCAGUCGGAGAGUAGAAGGCAAAGCACAAAACCACUUUGAAGAGACGAAUAGCAGUUCCCAAAACUCCAGCGAAACUCCAAGUCCCCUGAUUUCCAAUCCUUUCCCUCUCCUGCAGAAACCCUACACCUGCGGCGCCUGCGGGAUCCAGUUCCAAUUCUACAACAACCUGCUGGAGCACAUGCAGUCCCACGCAGCCGACAAUGAGAACAACAUGGCCUCCAACCAGUCCCGGUCACCGCCUGCUGUUGUGGAAGAGAAGUGGAAACCCCAGGCCCAGAGGAACAGUGCCAACAACACCACGACCAGUGGUUUAACACCCAACAGCAUGAUCCCCGAGAAGGAGCGGCAGAACAUCGCGGAGCGGCUGCUGCGGGUCAUGUGCGCCGACCUGGGCGCGCUGAGCGUGGUCAGCGGGAAGGAGUUCCUGAAGCUGGCCCAGACGCUGGUGGACAGCGGCGCCCGCUACGGGGCCUUCUCCGUCACCGAGAUCCUGGGCAAUUUCAACACGCUGGCGCUGAAGCACCUGCCGCGCAUGUACAACCAGGUGAAGGUGAAAGUGACCUGUGCCUUGGGCAGCAACGCCUGCCUGGGCAUCGGCGUCACCUGCCACUCGCAGAGCGUGGGCCCCGACUCCUGCUACAUCCUCACGGCCUACCAGGCCGAGGGCAACCACAUCAAGAGCUACGUGCUGGGCGUGAAGGGCGCGGACAUCCGUGACAGCGGUGACCUGGUGCACCACUGGGUGCAGAACGUGCUGUCGGAGUUCGUGAUGUCGGAGAUCAGGACCGUGUACGUGACGGACUGCCGGGUGAGCGCGUCCGCCUUCUCCAAGGCCGGCAUGUGCCUUCGCUGCUCAGCCUGUGCCUUGAACUCCGUGGUGCAGAGCGUGCUGAGCAAGCGGACGCUGCAGGCCCGCAGCAUGCACGAGGUCAUCGAGCUGCUCAACGUGUGCGAGGACCUGGCGGGCUCCACGGGCCUCGCCAAGGAGACCUUCGGGUCGCUGGAGGAGACCUCGCCGCCGCCCUGCUGGAACUCGGUCACGGACUCGCUGCUGCUGGUGCAUGAGCGCUACGAGCAGAUCUGCGAGUUCUACAGCCGGGCCAAGAAGAUGAACCUCAUCCAGAGCCUCAACAAGCAUCUGCUCAGCAACCUGGCCGCCAUCCUGACGCCGGUGAAGCAGGCGGUCAUCGAGCUGAGCAACGAGAGCCAGCCCACGCUGCAGCUGGUGCUGCCCACCUACGUCCGGCUCGAGAAGCUGUUCACGGCCAAGGCCAACGACGCGGGCACCGUCAGCAAGCUGUGCCACCUCUUCCUGGAGGCCCUCAAGGAGAACUUCAAGGUGCACCCGGCGCACAAGGUGGCCAUGAUCCUGGACCCGCAGCAGAAGCUGCGGCCCGUCCCACCCUACCAGCACGAGGAGAUCAUCGGCAAGGUGUGCGAGCUCAUCAACGAGGUGAAGGAAUCCUGGACCGAGGAGGCUGACUUCGAGCCCGCGGCCAAGAAGCCCCGCUCCGCCGCCAGCGAGAGCCCUGCGGCUCAGGAGGACGAUCGGCUUGGGAAGAACGAAGUGUACGACUACCUGCAGGAGCCCCUCUUCCAGGCCACCCCCGACCUCUUCCAGUACUGGUCGUGCGUAACCCAGAAGCACACGAAACUCGCCAAGCUGGCCUUCUGGCUCCUGGCGGUUCCGGCCGUGGGGGCCAGGAGCGGGUGUGUAAAUAUGUGUGAACAGGCACUUUUAAUCAAAAGGAGACGACUGCUCAGUCCAGAAGACAUGAACAAACUCAUGUUUCUGAAAUCCAACAUGCUUUAAGACCUUCCCUGGGAACAGAACGAGAAAGAAAGAGAAAGGAAAAAAAAAAAAAGAGAGAAGAGGACGUUAGGAAAAAAAAAAUACACACAACACUGUCGCAAACAAAGAGAAGGAAUUUAAGUUCUAAACACUGUGGACCUCAUUAUAACGCCCCCUGGAAACUUAAGUGCUUUUUUUUCCACUGUGUGUGUGUGUGUGUGUGUGUGUGUGUGCACGUGUGCGCCACCCAUGUAGGCGUGGAGGCUCCGUGCUCGUCCGCGUGGCCGCGGAAGCUUGGUGCACGCGUGCACACACAUGCAGCCCUGGUGCACGUGCACACGCCUGCUCCUGGGCGCGUGUGUAUCAAACUGGGUGUGUCAGGAAAGCUGAGUGGUAGCGGGGGAGGGAAGACCUUUCCCCUCCUUUUCUCGCUAAGGGGGCUUUAAAGAUUCCAUUUUCAGGUGUGCAGAUGGGUAGAAAGCUGGUGUGGUAAGAUAUUCAGGCAGCUGAGUUCUGAAGUGACUUGACACUCCCCGUCCUUCAUCCCGUGGUCUCCCUCUCCCCUCCGUCCCCCUUGCCGAGCCCUCGUGACCCCAUCACACCCCGCCCUCCCCGGCUGCUCUGCCAUGGACGCUCCAGCCUACAUCAGAUGGACAGUUUCUGCACUGGACUUUUUUCUUCACCUUCAGGGCAUUGAGCUGCUGCCUUCGAGGCACCCUUGCGUGUCCCGGGGCGGCCGCCUUAGAAACACACCUAUCUUCCCAAAUCAGGAAAGGAGACUUUAAGAAUAUAAAGCUGACUUUUUGCUUUUUAAUAUAAGAUAGAAAAGAAGAAAGACAUUUUUCAAAGAAGUAUAGAUCCUGUCUCCACUCCUUAUUAAUUUUUUUUUCCUAACAUUUUAGCAGUUUUUACAUUUUUUUUUUUUUUUUGGUUUUGUUUUUUCAAAUUUGAUUUAGACUCUGCUAGGAGGCACUGAAUGUCUAUAACUUAUGUUUUGGGUUUUUUUUUUUUUUUUAAUUGCCCUUUUUGUUCCUCAAGUCACACUGUAAACUGGCUCAUCUCAGUGGUAUAGUCAGUAUCCUAAGGUUUUAUUAGCCUUUCCUUGUACGGUCCAGUUUCUGUAUGUUUGAACAACCAAGGCUGUGAACUUGGCUGUGCUGUUAGGGGAGCAGGAGUGGGGCUGGAGUCACGGGUUUCACAGAGGGGGGUUCUGCUGGAAGCCAUAGGGAAGCGUGUGGCUUAGGAGUUCUCCUGAAUGUACGCGGAAGACCCGCCCUCCCGGCCCGCUGUGUCUGGUCCUGCGAAGGUCCAAUGGCUAUACCCAGAGUGCGUUACACUACUCGCCACAUCACUGACACUUCCAGCUCCCCAGGGACUCCCGAGUUGAUCCACGUUCACAUCCGUCACACCUCAGACCCACGGCCUCCCCUCCCUUCCCAGGACCCCAGGGUUCCGGUGGUUCCGUCGCCCGCAGCCCUGGGGGUCCCCCCGUCGGCCUCCGCCACCUUCCAGGACAGUGGUUGAGCACGGUGCCUUGUGGGCCAAACGAGGGAUGUCUUGAGGGUGCACUGGCAUUAGGCCACGUUCAACUUGACGCUGUGAAGAUGUCUUCAGGCUUCUCUCUCCUCGAGCAGUUUAGGUUCUACUCUCAGCGCAAAUGCCCAGGGGGUGACCCCGGCCCCAUCCCAAGAGGUGUUUCCGUUGGGGUCCGUGCUCACCCCCACCCCAGCUCUCAGUGAAUAAAGUGCUGGUGGUCCCACGUCCCCCCGGUGCCCAUGGCGGUGGGAUAGAGAUGUUCACACCAAGGGCUUCUGGCUAAGAACGACCGCCAUUGUGGGGGGCUCUUUGCAAAGGCACUUUCUGCCACCCUGGGGGCUCAGUCCACGCCAUCCCUUCCUAGUAAUAAAGCAUUACUCAACUGUGAGAUACCUCGACUUCAAAAAGCACUGUACAACAGCCCUGCCCCAGGCCCGUGGCAGGAAAGCGGGUGUAAAACCUCCAGAGGCGUAGGAGGGUGGACCAGAUGUGGCCCCGGGUGCCAGGCCCGCCCACUUUGCUUUAUGAGCACGAACCCUUGGACGUACUGAGAUGCAUCAGAGUGAGAAGCAAGGCAUGGUCGCGGGAACCAGCAUGCCUUCUCCCAUCCUGGAGACGUUCUCAAUAUUUCCUCCAUAGCAUUUCCGUCGCGGGUCACGUCAUUAGAGGAGCUUCCAUCCACACUGGACACUGACAUCCACACUGACAUCACUUCCUGGGGAGUAUGGAAGCAUCAACAGACUUUGGGCUCAGACCUUCAGGGGCGUUCCAGAAGAUGGCUGCAAGGUUGCUGAUGAGAGAUAUGCCUACAGCAUAAGGUCCCCCAGCUUUGCUUUGCCGCGGGGGACAGUUCACGGCCUGGCACUUGGAACCACACAGGGGGACUAGCGCUGCCCACUUCAUGUGGUCGGUGGGAGCAGAGCCUCAGAGCAGAGCCGUGCUGGCGCUGCCCCGGUGAUUGGGCUAGCUGAGUAGAAAUUAGGCAUUUCACUUUCUUGCGAAGCCAUCAGAGACCAAGCCCAGAUAUCUGUAUUCUCUUUGGAACAUGAAGAUGUCUGCCCUCCAGAAGGAAAACUCCAGAAGUCUUGCUGAACUCUAGAUAAGUGGUCAUAUGUGUUCCCUCCUUUUCUCUUCUCCCUUCCCACCUCAGUUCAAUCCUGAGGGCUUGGCUGCCUCUGCAGGUUUGCUGUGAAGGCCCCUAGGGACUCUGCAAGCUGUGUCCUGGGGCUGCCUCAUCCACAUACGGUAACAAGGUGGCAGGUAGUCAUUUCUCUGUUGCAACCUCUGGUUCCCCAAAAACUGUCAUCACCAACAGGAAAGGCUGUGCCACAGUGGCGCCUCCAUCUGCUUGUGCCACGCACAGUGCCCGUGGGGCAAACCCUCUGCGAGGAGCCGCUUAAUAAAACCCAAAGAUCUCACAGCUCCAGCCACUGGCCCCUUCUUUCCAGCAAUAGCCACCUUUGGUUCAGCCAAAGGUUGGGGAGAGGCUCCUCCAGUUUAUCUCCCGCCACCCAGCCUGGCGUCCACCUUCGGAAGGAUUUUGUCAUCUGCCUCCCAGUCGUGUGACUGCUGCAGGACUUUCGACCGCGGGCCCCUGGGGGCUGGCCGACCAGGAAGUUGGGCCAUUUCUAUCGUAUUGGCAGCUCGUGGUGGUCGGUUGUUUGCUGACUUGGAUGCAACUCAUCUCAAGCCGUGUGUUCCCAGGACAGAAAUGGCCUUGGUUUUGACAUACAUGCACCCCAGACAGGAGGUGGGCAAAACAUACCUCUGAGAUGGUUAGCUUCACCACCAAAGCUCAAACGGAGGACACAGCCUUGUGGGUGCUCCCUCCGAUUUAGCCCAGAGGGUUGGGGGGUGGUCUCGGCUCCACCAAGAACACUGGUGGCAUGCUAGUCCUCGUGAGUGGAUGCUCUUGUCUCAACACCAUUCUCCCUUCCCUAUGCCUAGGUCAGCCCGCCAGGCCGCCCUCUGGAUGGUAAUUAGAAACCAGGAAACGAAACCCUGGGGCCGCCUGAGUAGAGCUUUCUGCCUGCACCUUGUCUCGGGUUCACGGCACAGAGCAUCUGCCGCGUCUGCGAACGAGGAUGCUUGGCCCCCGUUCCACCUGUCAGACUCGUGCUUGGCGUUCUGGGAUUGGCUCUGGGCUGGGAAAAGGGUACCAAUGUUCCUACUGAGGGGAGGACAGGCCAGUGACACGGUCGAGAAGUCACGGGUCUCCAGGAUUCCAGCAAGACCUUUUUUUGGCCCCAGGUCUGCAGCCCGGCCAGGGUCCUCCCCUUCAGUUCGCUCCUCUCUCUCCCGCACUUGGAGGAAACCCCCGGAGAAAAACCCCGCGAGGCACGUUUUCCACUGUGAAGCUGACCCGCUGCCUCGAGGAGGCCCCCAGGCCUGUGCGAGGCCACCUGCUUCCGCCUGGACUUGGACUGGACUCCUUGGAAAGGGGGCCCCCCCCGGAGAGACGUCAGGGAACAGCACGCACUCUCUGGGGGCCGCAGGUUCACAAGAAAGGUUUGAGAUGAAGCUGGGAUGCGAACGGAGAAGGGAGGUCCCAUGAGAAACAGCCCAGAAGGGGACAACGCCUGGAUGUUGUCAUCAUGAGGGAUGUGCUUGCAGAGACGGGAAGAGGAGGGGCUCGGGGCUCGGUGGGCGCCCCCUCCUGCCCCACUGAGCUGGGGUGGCCUCACAGCUUCACCCCUGCCUUAGGGAAGCGGCGAUGCCUGUGUCUCUGGGGGGUACCCAAAGGAGGGCUCCUGGAAAAGCCACUGGUUUAGACAGAACCAGGAGGCUGAGUCAGGCUCAGGCUGUGCCCUGGAGAUGGGAGAUGGGCUCCUGUCGGCCCCGCCCUGCCCCCUAUCCAGCCGGGCCCGUGGGAGGACCUGGCAGGGGCCUAACCCUCUCCUCACUGUGGCUCAAGUUUGCUAGGCCAGUUAUGGUGAACCAAUGAUCCAGUGUUUUCCCUCUCACAUUUCCCUCCCGGUUUCCCCUUUGCAGGGUUUUCUGGAGCUCUUGUUGCUGUUUUCGUUUUUCUUCCUCUCUUUGGCGUUGGAGGAUCGCGGUUGGUGGUUGCUUAGGUUGCUGUUUGUCAUAUUCACGUCCCCCCCCCCCCCCGACCGCCGCCGCCACCACGGGUGUUGCUUUAGCGAUUCGACUCCUGUACACAGAAGGACUUGCUGGUUUUGCAGAUGGGUGUCAGCAUCAGGACCACGAGGCUCCGACCCACCCACACAUCCCACUGGGCACCUUGACUCUUCGAACCAAAGUUCCUUAAAGGGGCACAGCCCAGCCUUGUCCGCAGCCUCAGGGGCCUGGGGUCCUUCCUGAAGUCCAGGUUGGCCGAGACCACGGGGGCUGAGACCAGCCCGAGGGAGGGCCUACUCUCACAACCCAGGUGCCAGCCGGUCCCCGCCUGGGACCCUCCCUCCCUCCCAUUCAGGGGGGCUGGGUUUCCAGGCAGUGAGCGAGCUCAUGGACUGGCAUGGGCUGGGACUCACCAGCCAGAAGAGAGGGACCUGCGGGGCUGGAAGCUCCGACCCAGCGGACAGCGCGUCCAGGGCCAUUCAGAUCCCAUACAUCAGGAAGUCAUUUUGUACAACCACCUGAAGUAGAGAUAUUUUUUAAAAAGCGUAAAUUAUUUUCAGUUGUUUCCCAGUCCUGCGUUUUGUUUUUUUUUUCCCCUACAACUUCACAUCGGUGAUUCUUUCACAUCAGGUAAAUCUCAAGAAAGCCUUGGUGCCCCUCCCUCCUGUGCCCCACUCGGUCACCCCGUGUGUGCACCCCCAUCCUCUCUCAGUAGUUAAGACAUUCUAGGCAAUACCAUAGACACAUCCGACUGUGUCUCUCUCUUCGAGUGCAAGAAACUCAAGUCAUCUUAAAAAAAAAUACAAAAAAAAAUUUACAAAAAAACAAACACAAAAAAAAAUAUCUUUUUUAGGCCAGAGUUUUCUACAGGUAUUAAUGAAUAUUUUUCUUAAUCCUUAUAAGUUUUAUGUGUUUAAUAUUUCUUAAUACCGGUAGCAUUAAUUUAUACUUUUGUAGCAACACAAUAUUUUUAUAAACAGCCAGCACUUGGCUCAAGUCUCCACAGGGGGUUUAUUCAGGGCCAUCUUGGGACCCUGUGUACCAUGUACUGUAUUUAAAAAAAAGAAGUUACCUAGUGUCACCCUUGCUGUGUUAAUUAACAAAAGACAUUGUUCGCGGUCUCCUGUGUCGUCGGUGUGGGCCCAGCAGCUCUCCGAGGAGUCCCGUUGCAUGGGGGUUGAGUUGACGGUUCUUGUGAUACGAAAACCCCCCCGAGACCAAACUUGAGGGUUUAUUUAGGGGUUUUCUGUUUGUCCUUUGAGUUUUCCGUUUCGCUUUGUUUUGGUACCGUUUCUCCAUUUACAGCCAAAUCAGUUUCGUGAUGUUUCAAACUCUUACUGAUGUCAAAUGGAGGAAAGGAAAAGAAAAAGAAAAAAAAAAAAAAGAUUUUUACAAAGUAAUAAAAUUUAAAACUGAGCUGUUUCAAUGUUGCUGUUUUUACCUGUCUGUUCUUGUCCAACCGUGGGACAUUCCCCAGGGAAAAGAGGAAGGUCCCGCUUGGUCCUUUAAAUCACCCAAAGCCCCAGCCCGGAAUUCCGCAUUCCCCCUACCCCUCGAAUCUUGCAACAUGAUUUCCCAGUUGGUUGAUGCCAAGGCAAGAAGACAUCCUUUUAAUGGUUAGAGAGGGUCAGUUGCUUAAAUGAUUUCAUGUCAGUGUUGUAUUUAUGGUUUUACAAUAAAACGACUUUUAGGAAGA
Messenger RNA from Equus caballus (horse), 18040 nucleotides. RefSeq names its product zinc finger protein 618 (gene ZNF618). The record is from RefSeq and is a predicted model, not a curated record. Lineage: Eukaryota; Metazoa; Chordata; Mammalia; Perissodactyla; Equidae.